CCCCGCCGGCCCCCCGGCCCUUCCCCGCCAUACGCGGCCCCGCGGAGCGGCGGAGCCCGAUCCAGGGGGGGAGUUCGGGAAGGGAGGAUGCGAUGGGAAGGGGCGGCAAGUCGCGAUAUGUCGCGAUAGGUCGCGACCUCCCGCCCGCCCCCUCUUGGCCCCCCCCGACCCCCCGUUCCCGGCCCCGCGCGCGCCGCCCGCGCUCACCGCCAGCGCCGCCGCGCCCCGCCCACUUCCUGCGCAGGACACGCCCACUUCCGCUCCGCUCCCUGCGCCGGCAGCUGGCGGUGCCAGUGAUCCCCUGGCGUGGAUACCGCGGGGAUUCCCCCUCGGAUUCCGGGAAGGACGUGCUGGAGAUCCCGCUGCCCCCCUGGCAGGAGCGUCCCGAGGAGCCGCUGGACACCAAGAGGGCCCGGCUGCUCUACGAGAGCAGGAAAAGGGGGAUGCUGGAAAACUGCAUCCUGCUCAGCCUCUUUGCCAAGGAAAACUUGGGCAGGAUGAGCGAGGAGCAGCUGAACCGCUACGACCGGCUCAUCAACGAGCCCAGUAACGACUGGGACAUCUAUUACUGGGCAACUGAAGCCAAGCCGGCUCCAGCGGAAUUCGAGCACGACGUGCUGGACAUGCUGCGGGAAUUCGCCAAGAACAGGAACAGGGAGCAGCGGCUGCGGCAGCCGGACCUGGAGUACCUGUUUGAGCCCCCACCCUGACCCCUCCAGGGACAGGGGGAUCUGUGGAAUCGCUGCCGCCUUCCCUGUGGUUCUCCUCCUCUCCCGGCAGCCUCUGGACACUGUGGAAUGCUGGAAUGCUGAAUAAAGCCGGGGCUGCUGGCCCUGCUUCCCUACA
Molecule: messenger RNA, 846 nt
Organism: Pipra filicauda (Wire-tailed manakin)
Lineage: Eukaryota; Metazoa; Chordata; Aves; Passeriformes; Pipridae
Gene: SDHAF2
Product: succinate dehydrogenase complex assembly factor 2
Exons: 4
Coding region: 93-710 (205 amino acids)
Biological process (GO): mitochondrial electron transport, succinate to ubiquinone; mitochondrial respiratory chain complex II assembly; tricarboxylic acid cycle
Cellular component (GO): mitochondrion
Source: RefSeq, a predicted model, not a curated record